Molecule: messenger RNA, 507 nt
Organism: Neoarthrinium moseri
Lineage: Eukaryota; Fungi; Ascomycota; Sordariomycetes; Amphisphaeriales; Apiosporaceae
Exons: 3
Coding region: 1-507 (168 amino acids)
Source: RefSeq, a predicted model, not a curated record
AUGCGCUCGGCAUUUGUGGUGGCCGCCGCUGCGGCGCUGGCCGUGGCCGCGCCGACGGCACACGAAGAUCCCGCGCGAGUGAGAAGGGCGAAACCGGAGCAGAUCCGCUCCGUGUCGGAUCCCAUCUACCACUACUAUCUGCAGCGGUACCCGAAAGACCCCACCAUUGCCGUCAUGGGGCCUGUGGCCACGAGCGAGUACUUCAACAUCGGCGGCUCGAUCCAGAGCACCAACUCGAGCGCGUUCCUGAACAUCGGCGCCGACACCACCAGCUACAAGACGCUGACGUUCGGCACCGCGGCCAGCACGACGGCCUGGGCCCUCGAGGGCGACACCAUCAUCACGGGCACGAGCAGCUCGUGGGGGAGGCAAGACAUGGUGAGGCGCCUCGCUGACUUGGCCUGGGCGCAUCUCAGAACUCAACUUCCUGGCCUGCCAGCUCGAUGGCAGCUACUGGCAGGUCUACCUACAGACCGGCAGCGCCACGCCGAGCGGCAAGACGUGUAG